AAGAUAAAAACAAAUCAACCGUAUUAUUUAUAUACAUGGGUUUUCCCGUAAUCAUGGUAAUGUUGAAAUACUUUCGUUCGAACAGGAUUGGACAUAAAGUUCUUCAGGAGUCUUCAGAAACUGAUAAGAAUGAAGGGUUACUUGAGAUUACUGGGUUUGAUAGUUAUCGUUGCUGAAGUAAAGAUAAUUAAUGGUUUCCCGAAAGCUUGUAGUGCAGGACAGGUCACGAGGCUGUCAUUGUCUGGGGAUUAUAUAUGCUGUAACACAGUGAUAUGCCAACAAGCUCAAAAAUAUGAUUUUUGUGAUAACCAUAAUGGUCACGAUACCUGUAGGAACUGCCCGGAAAGCACAUACCAUUUAGACAUUAUCAAUACUGCUGAAAUGACCAAUAUCAUAGAUCCAUGUAUACCGAAACCUACAUGUGAGCAACCUGAAGUUAUUUUAGAAAAAGAUGCUUGUGUUUGUGAUAGAAGACGUGGUUACUACGGAAGUGAUUAUAACAACUGUUUACUAUCCCAUGUUUCCUGUUCCAGUCCGGGAUUUGAACUUAAAAAUAACGGUAAGUUUAGAGGCAAUGUGGAUCAUGUGCUGAAGGCUUUUUCAAACCGGAAGCUAGCGAUGAACACAUAUGUAGGAAGAAAACAAUGCAAGUGUUUUGGGUCUCAAGAAAUUGCUGAUAACGGUUCUACAGCUAAAGACAUAUCUUGUAAGGCAAGGAAGAAAGUUAAUCUGCAAGAUAUCAAACCUCUAGAGCAAUUAACAGAAAAUGCAGGUAAAAAUAUCACUUUAACAUACGAAGAAUUCAUCUUCUUACGAAGUAGAGUAACGAAGUUAGAACAGCAAUUAACAGAGUUAGAAGAAAAGAGUAAGGCUGCAAUUAUAAGAUACCCAAAGGUAAAGAAAAAAUAA
Messenger RNA from Mytilus trossulus (common blue mussel), 909 nucleotides. RefSeq lists its product as uncharacterized. NCBI's taxonomy places the organism in Eukaryota, Metazoa, Mollusca, Bivalvia, Mytilida, Mytilidae. The coding region runs from base 130 to 909 and encodes 259 amino acids. The record is from RefSeq and is a predicted model, not a curated record. The transcript is spliced from 9 exons.